This is a messenger RNA of Diachasmimorpha longicaudata, 896 nucleotides long. Its product is annotated as coiled-coil domain-containing protein 43. The transcript has 3 exons. The coding region runs from base 42 to 671 and encodes 209 amino acids. NCBI's taxonomy places the organism in Eukaryota, Metazoa, Arthropoda, Insecta, Hymenoptera, Braconidae. The record is from RefSeq and is a predicted model, not a curated record.
GCUAAUGCUAUUGAUAUUGCAAUUGGUCGCUGCACUCCAUUAUGGCGGAUACGAGUGACACAUUCAGUUCCUGGUUAACCGAUAAAUUAAAAUCACUUAAUACCGAUGAAAUCGUUUACGGAAAUUAUAUAAGAGCUAUACUAGACGGUAAUGAAACGGAGGAUGAAAAAUCAGAGGCACUCGAGGGUGUUAUUUCGGGGAUAACGGAGGACAACAUCAGUGAGCAUGUGGCGAGCAUACUUGUUGCCUACACGAAGCUGUUCCCAAAGGAGAAGGAGGCUGAGGCAUCUGAGCCUGCUGAGGACGUCGAUGUUAGGUUGGCCAGGAUGAUGGAGUCACAGAGUCUGCCUACGACGACUCAGCGAAGUUACACGGCUGAGGAAUUGAGAAUUCGAGAGGCCAUUCUGUCUCAGUAUUCACAGAUGUCUGAUGGCGAAGAGGAGGAGGGCGAUGGGGAUGAGGAUGGGGUGGCUUCCAAGCCUGAAUGUGGAAUUGAGAGGAACACCAAUGCUGCUAAUAUUCUUCAACAGCAACGGGAGAUGAGGGAAAAAGCUAAACUCGAUAGCCAGAAGAAGAAGGAAAAAGAUAAAGAAGAUCGGGAGAAGCAAAAACAAAUGAAGGAGGAGAAGAAAGAGAAGCGUAAGACAACAAAGGGUGAGCGUCGAAGGUAGCAUGAUGAAAAUGGGGAGAAUUCGAUUAUUCAAAUUUCAAACUCACUUCUAGACACUUAAAAAAUGCCUCCAAAACUCAUGAAGAUAACUUAUUUUAACUGCAUGUCAUUUUAAGUCCAAAGCAUAGAAGCCGAUAGUACUCAGUCGCAAUUGUAAAUGACGCAUUUAUUUCUUUCUAAUAAAUAUAACACUGUCUUGCAAAGGCCAGAGAAUAAGUCCAUCAAA